This is a messenger RNA of Chiloscyllium plagiosum (whitespotted bambooshark), 4610 nucleotides long. Its product is annotated as glucose-fructose oxidoreductase domain-containing protein 1. Gene Ontology annotation, molecular function: nucleotide binding. NCBI's taxonomy places the organism in Eukaryota, Metazoa, Chordata, Chondrichthyes, Orectolobiformes, Hemiscylliidae. The record is from RefSeq and is a predicted model, not a curated record.
GCGAGGAACGCGACGUGCCGGCCGGAUUGGAAGCUGCUGCUGGCUCACCGGGGCUCAGCCUGGGCUCCGCUGGCCGGCAUACAGCCACAGUCUCUGGCUCUCCGGGAGGGUGUGUGUGUGUGUGUGUGUUUUGAUGCCCGGCCUCUUCUCCCCCCACCCCCCCACCCCCCAGUGAGAAACCGCUGCAGCAAUCAGCAGCUCGCAGGCCCGGAGAUUCCGUUCCAGAGGGCGGUGCGGUACAGCAGAAGGUGGCAGUAUUAUUCUGAGCCCUGAGAGCUCUCCCCACACACACACACACACACUCUCUCUCACACACAGUGCUAACAGGAAGUGUGUGCCGGAACACUAUUACAACUUGUUGGCUUUCACCUGCAAUUGGGAAAGAGGGACCCUUUCAUCUGAGGCCAGGACAUGGGAAACCUGGCCGAGGGGUAAGUCCUCGGGCUGGCUGCUCCCCUGUAAUGUUUCAGUAGCUGGAGAGUGAGGAGCCGGCCCUCCUCCAGUCACCAUGCUGCCCGGCGUCGGUGUGUUUGGCACCAGUUUGACGACCAGGGUGAUCGUCCCUCUGCUCCAGAGCCAAGGCUUCCCGGUGAAAGCUCUGUGGGGGAGGACGCCAGAAGAAGCGGAGGAACUGGCGAAGGAGAUGGACGUCCCUUUCUACACCAACAGGAUCGACGAUGUCUUGCUGCACCAGGAUGUGGAUCUGGUCUGCAUUAACCUGCCGCCUCCGCUCACUCGCCAGAUCGCUGUCAAGACACUGGGAAUUGGGAAGAAUGUCAUCUGUGAUAGAGCUGCGACUCCUCUGGAUGCAUUUAGGAUGAUGUCAGCGGCACAUUAUUAUCCCAAACUCAUGAGUAUAAUGGGUAAUGUUCUUCGUUUCCUCCCUGCUUUUGUUAAGAUGAAACAAAUGAUUCAAGAGGGCUAUGUGGGAGACCUUUUGAUCUGUGAAGUUCAGGUUCAUAGUGGAAGUCUUCUGGGUAAGAAAUACAACUGGAGCUGUGAUGAUCUGAUGGGGGGUGGAGGGCUACAUUCAGUGGGAAGCUACAUUAUUGACCUUCUGACUUUUCUGACAAGCCAAAAGGCUGCCAAAGUCCAUGGCUUCCUGAAAACGUUUGUGAAGCAGACAGAGCAUAUCAGAGGAAUUCGUCAAAUCACUAGUGAUGACUUUUGCACCUUCCAAAUGGUAUUAGACGGUGGUGUGUGCUGUACUGUAACUUUGAAUUUCAAUGUCCCUGGAGAUUUUAAACAAGAAAUCAUUGUGGUGGGGUCAACUGGCCGAUUAAUGGUUAAUGGCAGUGAUUUGUAUGGACAAAGAAAUACUGCAUCUCAAAAGGAAUUGAUUUUAGAAGACUCAACUCCUGUAAGUAAUGCACUGCUUCCGGAGAAAGCUUUUAGGGAUAUCCCAUCCCCAUUCCUCAGAGGUACUAUCAUGAUGGUUCAAGCCAUUCGACAAGCAUUCCAAGACCAAGAAGACCGGCGGACUUGGGAUGGAAGACCAUUAACAAUGGCAGCAACAUUUGAGGAUUGUUUGUACGCACUGUGUGUGGUGGACAGCAUUAAAAAAUCAAAUGAGACCGGUGAAUGGCAGAACAUUGUAAUUAUGACAGAGGAGCCUGAGAUUAGUCCUGCAUAUUUGAUCAGUGAGGCCAUGCGUCGCAGCAGAAUGUCACUAUUAUACUAACUUUUUUUUAAACAAUUCUUAUAACAAGUAGAUUCAGUAUGUGAAAGAAACUUAUAUAUAUUUGGAUGCACAGAUAUGUUAGUGUUAUACCUCUGUGACUUCCUGGUUUAAAUAAAUAUUGACAUAUCUGCAGGAUUUAUUUGUAAGUAAGAUUAAAAUUAUUCCAAGUAAGUCUAAAAUUUUGUGUCCGGUAACAAAAAUGUCAUUAAAGCAAAAAUAUAUUAAUAACUACUGAGAACUACCCCUGUUGGAGGUCAUUGUUAAGCUUUGAAAAGGCAAUAGCUUUCAUUACCAUUUGAUUACUUGUAAUUCAAGCAACUUGUAUUGGAGAUAACUUUGUUUGGAAAUAUUGCAAUUUUGCACUCCAGGCACAGAAUUUUAAAGAAAUAUAGCAGGUAUGUAGAGCUUAGUUUUAGUUGACUGAAAAUCAAGUCAGCUACAAAGUCAUAAGUACAAACUUCUAUUUAUUAUUUACUUCUGUGUGCUUCCAUUACACAAAGCUCUAAAUAUGAGAAGAUGCACCAGAAAUGCCCUAAAUCAUCAUAUUUACAACUGAAAAAUAGAUCGUGUUUAAAUCUUAACUUUUUGCACCAAUCAGCUUCAAGUCUAAUUAAACAGUUCACUAUGUAAUGCUUUUGUAAUAUUAAUUGCUUUCACAGUGGAGUGAUGGAAAAGAUUCCUUCAACAGGGAACAUGUAGAUUCCUGGUGCUUGGCUGAGGAACAUUAUUGGUCAACAGUUGCAAGUAGGUUUCCAAGUUACAUUUUUAAAAGGUGCAUAGCAAGAGGAAACCCAAAGAAGGUGAGGAUAAAUUGGGAAGUUAAAAAAUGAAAACUGCAUUUUGAAAAAGUAUUUUUUUUUAUGAUCCUGUACAGUAGUGUGUUGAUGUUACUGAACUAGUAAUCCAAAGGCCUGGACUUUGAUAAUUCAGAAAAUGUAAUCUCAAAUCCCACUAAGGCAGCUUGAGAAUUCAGUUUGAUACAAAGUCAAGAAAUGUUUUUAAAAACGCAAUCCAGAAGUUGAUUUGAUUGUCAAGAAUCCACCUGGUCCACUGAUAUCAUAUACUGAAAGGACUCCAGUAAACAUGUGAUUCUGGACCCAUAUCAAUGUGAUUAACUCUCAACUGGCCUCUAAAGUAACCUAGAAUGGUAUGCAGUUGAGCUGCCAGAGGUUUAAGAAGAAAGUUCAGCACCUUCUCAGGGCAAACAAGGGUCAACAAUAAAUGCUAGCCUUAUCCACGUCCCAAUAAUAAAUAAAAAGGACAUGAAUGGUGGUGCUGUUUUCCCUAACAUAUGCUGCUUAAUUUAUUAAGCUGCAACACCAAUAUUAAGCAAGGCUGGGCUAUGUAAACAAAACUCACAAGGAGGCAAAUGUCACCGGUGCAUAAUUUGUGCUGUAGAUUUGCCAAAAUAUGAAAGUUCCAUCCUCCAUUGAUUGACAUUGCAUCUAAGCUUCUCCAGGUGACAAAUUGUCAGUCUCAAUUGGGCAAUUAAACAAACCAGCGAGCAUCAACAAAGUUUUGAGGCAAAAAGAAUCAGUAAGCAUGGAUUUCACUCAGUUGAUACUCAUCACUUUUUGUACAUGCAACAGUGGUUUUGUUUGUUGGUUUAUUCUUUUGUGGAAUGUCAGUUUGUUACCAGUCCCUAAUUGAUCUUGAGUAGGUGAUGCUGACUAAGUUUUGUAAAUAGGAACAUAGGAGUAGAUGAAGGCCAUUGGGCACCUUGAGCCAUUCAGCUAGGUCACGGCUAAUCUUCUACCUCAACACCAUUUUUUCGCACAAUCUCCAUAUCCGUUGAUAUCUUUAAUAUAUGAAUAUCUUAUUGAUCUCUGUCGUGAACAUACUCAAUGACUGAACCUUCACAACAUUUUGGGGUAGAAAAUUCCAAAGAUUCACCUCCUUGGUGAGAAAUUUCUUCUCAUCUCAGUGCUAAAUGACCUACUCCUUGUUCUGAGACUAACUUACUGGUGUUAGACUCUCUACCUAGGGGAAACAUCUUCUCAUAUCUACCUUGCUGACCCCUCUGAGAAUUUUGUAUGUUUCAAUAAGAUUACCUCUCAUUCUUUUAAGCUCUAGAGAAUAUAGGCACAGUUUCAUUGAUUUCUUCUCCCCAGGAAUGAGUCUUCAUUGUACUCCCUCCAUGAGAAAUGUGUACUUCCUUCAGGAAGGAAAUCAAAUUGUACACAAUCUCGAUGUUAGUUUUCAUGAAGUACACCCAUGUCCUUUUGCACAUUAACACUUCCUAAUCUCUCACCAUUUAAGACAUAUUUCAAAUUUUUUGUCCUACCGAAGUGGCUAACUUCACAUUUCUCCAAUAUAUUCCAUUUGCCAACUCACUUAGCCUGUCUAAAUCCCCUUAAGCCUCUGCAUCCUUCUUGCAACUGCAAUUCCUCCCUUGUUGCAUGUCACCUGGAAACUUAGACCUAUUACAUUUCACUGACAACUCACUUGAUUAAACCCUUUGCCAAAGUACAAGGUAUAUCAAAAGCGGAUAAAAUUAUUCUCAAAGUUGAAAUCUGUAAAUAAAUUAAUAUUGUGGAAUUGAAGAAAAUAGGACUUUUAACACCUCGUCCUUGCAAUUAUUAGAAUUGUAGUGCUAUCUUAUGAAGAAUGCUAAGUAGUUAUAAUAGUUUUCAUGACAGAAGAUGAUUCCUUCCUUUCAAAGAAGUUUCAAACUCUAGUUUUGGAAAUUUAAAGAAAAUGAUACUUGGAACACAAACAGUACAAUGUAAUUUGAGUUUACAAGAUGGAACUACUAUUGUGCUGGAAUAGGUUCAAUGCAUUCUCUCCCUUCACAUGACAUUGUGAAUGUGAACUGUGGUCGUGUUCUACCAAGAUACUGUGAAGAAAUCAGGUUCCUUCAAUCACCAUACCCAUCCCCUACCAGAUUAGAUUAGAUUAGAUUACAUUACAGUGUAGAAACAGGCCCUUC